AUUUUUGUGUUGUGUUGUGAGAAAAAAUGGCUGCUCAUCUGUCCUACGGCAGAGUGAAUUUAAACAUUUUAAGAGAAGCGGCACGAAAAGAACUUCGAGAGUUUUUGGACAAAUGCGCGGGAAGUAAGGCCAUAGUUUGGGAUGAGUAUCUGACAGGACCUUUUGGACUAAUAGCUCAGUAUUCUCUGCUGAAGGAACAUGAGGUGGAAAAAAUGUUUACCCUCAAGAGUGGCAGACUCCCCUCUGCUGAUGUCAAAAACAUCAUCUUCUUUGUUCGUCCCAGGCUGGAGCUUAUGGACAUCAUUGCUGACAAUAUAUUCAGUGAAGGCAAGCUGCAUUCAUCACGAGACUUCCACAUUUUGUUUGUGCCUCGGCGGAGCAUGCUGUGUGAGCAGCGGCUGAAAGAGCAGGGCGUGCUGGCCUCUUUCACCAACAUUGAUGAGUACAUCCUGGAUCUGAUUCCUUAUGAUGGAGACCUGCUCUCUAUGGAGUAUGAAAGUGCUUUCAGGGAGUGCUACCUGGAAAAUGACCUGACGAGCCUGUACCACACAGCCAAAGGUCUCAUGACCCUGCAGGCGCUUUACGGCACCAUUCCACAGAUUUUUGGGAAGGGAGACUGUGCACGGCAUGUUGCCAACAUGAUGUUGCGGAUGAAGAGGGAGUUUGCUGGCACUCAGAAUCAGAUUCUGCCGGUGUUUGACACUCUUCUCCUCCUGGACCGCAACAUUGACCUGCUCACACCUCUAGCUACACAGCUCACUUACGAAGGCCUCAUUGAUGAGAUCUAUGGAAUAACUAACGGAUAUGUCAAGCUUCCUCCUGAGAAGUUUGCACAGAAGAAGCAAGGAGAAGCUAGCAAAGAUUUACCCACAGAGCCCAAGAAGUUACAGCUCAACUCAGCAGAAGAGCUGUAUGCAGAAAUCCGGGACAAAAAUUUCAAUGCUGUUGGUGCUGCACUCAGCAAAAAGGCUAAAAUCAUUUCUGCAGCGUUUGAGGAACGCCACAAUGCUAAAACUGUGGGAGAGAUAAAGCAGUUUGUGUCUCAGCUACCUCACAUGCAGGCAGCACGGAGCUCACUGGCCAACCACACUUCUAUUGCUGAGCUUAUUAAAGACAUAACCACAUCUGAGGCCUUCUUUGAUAACCUCACAGUGGAGCAGGAGUUCAUGACUGGUGUGGAUACAGACAAGGCCAACACGUACAUCGAAGACUCCAUUGCCCAGAAGGAUCCACUGAUCAAGAUCCUGCGUUUGGUGUGUAUGCAGUCAGUCUGCAACAACGGCCUCAAGCAGAAGGUGCUGGAUCACUACAAGAGGGAGAUACUUCAGACCUAUGGCUUUGAACACAUACUUACACUGAACAACCUGGAGAAGGCAGGUCUAUUGAAGCUGCAGUCGAGCUCAAGGAACAACCAUCCCACCAUUAGAAAAACCCUUAAACUGUGGAUGGAGGAUGCCAAUGAGCAGAACCCAAAUGACAUCUCAUACGUGUACAGCGGCUACGCUCCUCUGAGCAUCCGACUGACUCAGGUGUUGGCGAGGCCUGGCUGGCGUAGCAUCGAAGAGGUGCUGAAGAUGCUUCCAGGUCCACACUUUGAGGAGAGACAGCAGCUGCCAUCCGGACUUCAUAAGAAACGCCAACAGGGGGAAAAUCGAACAACGCUGGUUUUCUUCCUCGGUGGAGUGACAUAUGCAGAGAUAGCUGCUCUGCGUUUCCUCUCCCAGAUGGAAGACAGCGGGAUGGAGUACGUUAUAGCCACAACAAAGCUAAUCAAUGGCACAACGUGGAUCAAAUCCCUCAUGGACCGGCCUGAAGCCCAGAUGCCCUGAGCCACUGGACACAUCCUCCUCAGCUCCUGUUUUUAGGCUCACACAAUGUAAUCCACAUCCCCCCACCCCCCCACCCCCCCAAAAAAACUGAUUGUUGCUUCUUUUGUUUUAUCUUUAUUUGUUCUAUUAUUACAUGACCAUAAAUAUUGUAAAUAUGUAUUUAAACUUGUGUGAUGCUGAAGGAAAACGUGAGAUGAACGUUGCUCCUCCUUUAAAAAGCUUUUUUUCCCGUCAUGUGCUUUUUGCUGAGGUUCAGAAUGAGUAAAUAAACAAAUAAUCAACCUAAA
Messenger RNA from Nothobranchius furzeri (turquoise killifish), 2116 nucleotides. It is a transcript of the gene vps33a, whose product is annotated as VPS33A core subunit of CORVET and HOPS complexes. Gene Ontology annotation, cellular component: lysosome; CORVET complex. The record is from RefSeq and is a predicted model, not a curated record. Gene Ontology annotation, biological process: vesicle-mediated transport; intracellular protein transport. Lineage: Eukaryota; Metazoa; Chordata; Actinopteri; Cyprinodontiformes; Nothobranchiidae.